AUGAGUGACAACAACAGUCUUCGCCCCUACCUCAUGCCUGCCCCUCGAGAAACCCCCUCAUCGCAGCUGGUCGUGCAACGUCGACCUCUCCCUUCAUCGGCCCCUAAGCGCACUGCAGCUCAGAUGGACGAGGACGCAAACCAGGAGCGCCCUAGCACCCCACCUAGGCGUGUUCCUCGUAGAAAUGCACGAGCAAAGAACAAAGCGGCUGAGAGGUCCAGGGCCAAGCGUGUUGAGGAUGAGAAGAAUCCUCCGCCAAGCCCUCCGACCCCUUCGUCCGCCUUUCCCACUGAGUACGCAGUCGCUACGCAUUGCACGGUGGUCCCGGGGCACGGGUACAUAUACUACGCGGGAGACCGUCAUCCGCUUUUUGUGCCGAUGUCGGUUAUGCAUAUACAUCAUACCCCCGGUGUAUAUACCUCCCCGUGCCAUCAGCCACAGGCAGCGGGCAUCGUUCAGAUGCCAGGCGUGCAAAUGCCCUCUAUCGGGGCCCCUGCAAACGGAUACGGGGGAGAGCACUGGUGGACGGAGAAUGCCUGGGGUUAUCUGCCAGGGUUCGAUCUGGGAGACACCUCUCAGAUGCAUGGAAAUUUCAACUUCAACCAAGAUCUUAUCUGA
This is a messenger RNA of Fusarium redolens, 618 nucleotides long. RefSeq lists its product as uncharacterized. The record is from RefSeq and is a predicted model, not a curated record. Lineage: Eukaryota; Fungi; Ascomycota; Sordariomycetes; Hypocreales; Nectriaceae. The transcript has 3 exons. Bases 1 to 618 code for a protein of 205 amino acids.